UCCAGCCACAGGCCUGAGAACACAAAUAUAUCAUAAUUCGCGGUGUACCGAAUCCUAAGUUCCAAUACAAGCGAAGACUCGUAAAAUUCAAAACCCCUUACUAACAGCUAGUCGCGAGUUGUUCCCACUCUCUUGGAUUAACCUCCAGACUCCGAAGCGAAGAGACAAAGAUCGAUGGCUCCUACUGCAAAGGCAAUAACGAGUCCAGUGCCAGAUGCGUGGUACCCAACCCUAGCCGUCGUCAUGCUAGCCAUUGGUCUCGUCCUUACCGCGUCCUUCUUCAUCUAUGAAGCAACUUCUUCCAAGCGAAAUCGCAGUCUUGCCAAGGAGCUGACCACUGGGGGAGUGGCAUCUGUCUUCCUGGGCUUCGGGUCAUUGUUUUUACUACUGUCAGCCGGUGUUUACGUCUGAUAUUUAUAUUGUUCAACCAGUUUAAUAAGUUUUGCUUAGCAGAAUGCUAUCAUGUGGAGCAUCACGGCUUUGACACUGUCACUUACAGACUUGUAGACAUUUUUGUUAUUAAUCAGAUGAAGAUGGCUUUUUUGAUAA
Molecule: messenger RNA, 549 nt
Organism: Durio zibethinus
Lineage: Eukaryota; Viridiplantae; Streptophyta; Magnoliopsida; Malvales; Malvaceae
Cellular component (GO): oligosaccharyltransferase complex
Source: RefSeq, a predicted model, not a curated record